Messenger RNA from Pestalotiopsis fici W106-1, 1437 nucleotides. RefSeq lists its product as uncharacterized. The coding region runs from base 1 to 1437 and encodes 478 amino acids. The record is from RefSeq and is a predicted model, not a curated record. Gene Ontology annotation, biological process: transmembrane transport. Gene Ontology annotation, cellular component: membrane. Gene Ontology annotation, molecular function: transmembrane transporter activity. The transcript has 11 exons. Lineage: Eukaryota; Fungi; Ascomycota; Sordariomycetes; Amphisphaeriales; Sporocadaceae.
AUGACUUCUGCACCGCUGAAUCAAUCUUCCUCUGGCGUCGGGUUACCCAAGAAUUCGCAUCAAGGCGACUCGAGAUCUCGAGAGGGUACAGGCGAUAAUAAACCUCUGGUAGGCGCGUCUGCCUCUGCCAAGCCGGGACUGGCGACACAAGAAACUACUCGAAUGGAAACAGCACUUGGCGAUGCAGUCCUCCGAUUUCUGAGAAUCCGAAACGGUCCCAAGCAACAAGUAUACGACCUCGAUGCGAUUGCGACUCAGCCCAGCAUCUGGGAUGCAGAAAAUGUGGAAGAGUACAAGGCCCAAUAUCUACAUCCGCAGUGGGAGAACUGGUCGGCAUUCGAUCCUGCUUUUCGCUGGACGUGGAGAGAAGAACGCGCAAUACGACGCCAGGUCGAUUGGAAGAUCAUGGUUUGGGUCUGUGUCAUGUUUGCUGCUCUCAACAUUGAUCGGGGCAACAUAUCCAAUGCCGUCUCGGACAACAUGCUCGAUGACUUGGGCCUUAGUCAGGCUGAUUAUAAUCUUGGCCAAACUAUCUCUCGAGUCGGUUUCUUGGUCGCAGAGCUCCCUUCUCAGCUUAUUUCUAAAAGGAUCGGCCCCGACCUUUGGAUUCCGAUCCAAAUAUGUCUCUUCAGCACGGUUUCUGGCUUGCAGUUCUUUCUCAAAGGCCGGGCUUCUUUCUUGGCGACACGUUAUCUGAUUGCAACAUUUCAGGGUGGCUUCAUUCCCGACACAAUACUCUACCUGAGCUAUUGGUACACAGGCACGGCGUUGCCAAUUCGACUAGCAUGGUUUUGGAUGUCAUCUCAGCUGGUCGACAUUGGUGUAGGGUUUGCUGCUGUUGGCUUGGUAUCAAUGCGCGGUGUUUUGGGCUACGAAGGAUGGCGAUGGCUGUUUUUGAUCGAAGGUGCCUUUACUUUCGCAAUCGGUCUUGCAUCAUUCUUUCUCAUGCCUCAGUGUCCGGCCAAAACUAAGAGUUGGUGGAAUCCCAAAGGAUACUUUACCGAGAAAGAGCAGAAAAUUAUUGUCAACUCGGUCAUUCGCGAUGAUCCUCAGAAAGGCGGAAUGUUCAAUCGGCAAGGUCUAUCAGUGUCGCAAAUCUGGGAAUGUGCAAAGAACUACGACAUGUGGCCGCUCUAUGCACUCGGCUUGUUGUUUGGUAUUCCAAAGUAUCCGGUCAAUCAAUACCUGACGCUCUCUUUUCGAAGCCUUGGGUUCAAUGUUGUACAGACGAACCUGCUCUCGAUUCCCUGGAUUGUCGGCUCAAGCAUCACCAUGCUACUCGUCACUGCCCUCAGCGAAUUGGUGAAUAACAGGAGCUUCGUAUCAAUGUUGGAAGACGCCUGGUUACUCCCUUGCUUUAUUGCACUCCUGACUGUUCCGGAUCCGAGUGGCUGGGAAUACUUUGCUAUCGCUACUGUUCUCCUCUCAUUUCCCUAG